AUGAAAGGCUCUCAGAAGCUUUCAUUAUCGAAGACUCUGGCCCAAGAAGGGCUGGUGCAAGAGGAUCAAGAGGAACCAACUUCUUUGUCCUACGCCUAUGAGGUGGCUAACCUGCAGGAGGCUUUGAGAUGCAUCCGAAAGUGCCCUGUCGACGCUGAUGAGUCGAUGGCUCUCGAGGGGAUACUGCAGCUACGAGGGCUGCAAGAGACAACUGCUCUCAGGCACCUUGUCACCCUCAAGCACCUUGCCUUUGGCGAUGGGUUCAACGAUCGUUUGGAGGGAGUGGCUUGGCCCAGAGGCCUUCAAAGUCUUUCCUUUGGCUUUGCGUUUGAUCAGAGUCUGGAAGGAGUGGCUUGGCCCUGUAGCCUUCAAAGUCUUUCCUUUGGCGAACAGUUCAACCAGAGUCUGAGAGGAGUGGCUUGGCCCAGCGGCCUUCAAAGUCUUUCCUUUGGCUUCCAGUUCAACCAGAGUCUGGAAGGAGUGGCUUGGCCGAGCGGCCUUCAAAGUCUUUCCUUUGGCUUUGCGUUCAACCAAAGUCUGGAAGGAGUGGCUUGGCCCAGCGGCCUUCAAAGUCUUUCCUUUGGCGAACAGUUCAACCAGAGUCUGGAAGGAGUGGCUUUUCCCAACACCCUUAAAAGUCUUUCCUUUGGCAGGAUGUUCGACCAGAGUCUGGAAAGAACGGCUUGGCCCAGCGGCCUUCAGAGCAUUGAGUUUGUCAGAUGGUUUGAUGCCCUGAAGAGAGUGAAUUGGCCAAGCAGCCUUCAGUGUUUGGUGGUUUUGGACUCGAGAUCGGAAGUGGUGGAAAUGGAUCUUCCUCGGGCUUUGCAAAGGUUUGAGUGCUUGCACGAGGAUGUGACGGGCGCGCCAGGACAAUGGAUGAUCUCCACAUCGGAGAGUGACGAGUGA
Durusdinium trenchii is the source of this 906-nucleotide messenger RNA. The record is from the annotation of a GenBank genome assembly. NCBI's taxonomy places the organism in Eukaryota, Dinophyceae, Suessiales, Symbiodiniaceae.